AUGUCCAAGGAAUACGAGAAAACACCCAUUCGGGAUAUAUUCCCAGUGCCGGAUUGCACACUUACACAAGUAGAAUACAGGACUUCAAUUCGAAACUACGCAAUUCCCCCAUGGUUUAAUCCCGAAUUUCAAGCACUGCGACAGGGGCCGGAGAUCCUUCGGGAGGCCAGCCUAUUCAUAUCGAAACUUUACAAUGAACACUCAACCGAAGGCUUUGAAAACGACUUGGCCGAAUUUAUAUAUUUUUCUAACGCCAUCGAAGACGCUGGCUUGAACAAACCCGAGACAUGGCGGAUUGUCAAACAAAUUUUGGCAGACGAAUUUGUUGAAGAUGAUGAAGAGUUUCUCUCACAACCCUCACGAUUCUCCAAAAUUCUACAUAGGAAAGAAGUUAUUCAGCAUGUCCAUGCCUAUCUAUACCUACAGAAAACUUUAUCAAAAAAUUUCUUGACUGAAGCAAUCCUACUCGAAGCGCAUAAGGUUCUCUUGCGAGGGAUCCCGGCGGCGAGAGGCGAACAAGGGUACCAAGGAAAGUACCGAGAGGUUGCGGUUCAGGUCGGUCGACCUACGAUAGAGGGAGGCGUCGAAAGCCCAGUAUCAUUAGAGAAGGUGUAA
Orbilia oligospora ATCC 24927 is the source of this 615-nucleotide messenger RNA. RefSeq lists its product as uncharacterized. The record is from RefSeq and is a predicted model, not a curated record. The transcript has a single exon. Lineage: Eukaryota; Fungi; Ascomycota; Orbiliomycetes; Orbiliales; Orbiliaceae. The coding region runs from base 1 to 615 and encodes 204 amino acids.